This is a messenger RNA of Cyprinus carpio (common carp), 556 nucleotides long. RefSeq names its product beta-microseminoprotein-like. The record is from RefSeq and is a predicted model, not a curated record. NCBI's taxonomy places the organism in Eukaryota, Metazoa, Chordata, Actinopteri, Cypriniformes, Cyprinidae. The transcript is spliced from 4 exons. The coding region runs from base 45 to 419 and encodes 124 amino acids.
AAAGAUGCCCUCUUCUGUUUUCUUUAUAAGGACCUAAAGUGCCAAUGACUGCAUUUCAUCAGACCAGCAUCUGUGCUAAACUUGCAACAAUGACAUCUUUGGCUCUGGUUUUGGUAUUUUGUGCCUUUGUCUCUUUAAGCGAUUCUGCCUGCUCCAUGUCACUUCUAAAGCCAGGGGCAAAACAUUGUGUCGAUCGCUAUGAUAAUUCCAGGCAUCCAAUGGGAAGUACUUGGACAAAUGGCGAUUGUAUGAGAUGUAACUGCUCCCCCGGGAAAAUGGAGUGCUGUGACGCGAUGGGCCGAGUGACUAACCUGUCUCCAGACUGCAUUGUGAAGUAUGAUUACAACAAAUGCACAUUUGACGUGUUUAAUCCAACAAACCCCAACAUUAAGUGUUCUUAUGGCGCUGUUGGAAAAUAAUUUCCAAUUAUUGAGUAAUGUGUCCUUUUUGGAUUAAAAUGAAUAUCAACUGUUUUUGGAUCCAACUUGGACUACACUGUAAAAAACAUAUUGUGCCCGUUUUACUCAAUAAAAUUAAGGCAACUCCUUGCAUCAGC